AUGCCCGCCGACGCGGCUGGCACCAGUACAUGUCCUAACUUUUCUUCUUCUGUUCGGAAAUACAUGAAACUGGCAGGUAAAGCCACUGGCAGAUGGCUCACGGUUGACGGCGCUUUUCGACAUGAUGGCACGUUUGUCGAUGGCAUUACGCCAGGUGCUCGCAUCAGGAAGCAUUCCCAGGCACAAGUUGUUUUUUUCCCGGUUUGUGAAGAUUUCGAAGAGAGUGAAAGCAUCACAAUGCCUGGUCGACCUAUUGGUGGACUCAUGACCUUUCUUGUACGCAGGCUCUCACUUUCCAAAACAGAUUCGAACAAAUACGCGCGUUCCGAUGAUUGGCCAGAUUGGCCAGAUUGGCACAAGGCACGCUACUUCUGUAUCUCUUCGGUCGCGAGAGUGAUUAUUGUCCGCUUUAGAACCGACGACAUACAUUGUUUCGAGUUCCUUCCCGUCCUUGUGGAAGGCACGAAGAGGUAUAUGCACAUUACUACACAGAAGAGACAUAUUGCUUGGCAAAUCCAUCUCAAGUCCUUCGUUGAGCGUACGGAUUGUGUUCUUAACGCACUGGAGACGCGAUAUUCACAGCAGGGAGAAGGAGAGGGUGUUGCCGUUGCUGUGAAAGAGUUGAGGACUGCUACAAGCGAUGUGUUUGAAGAGUUGCGUCCUUACAACUGGGAGAGACAAGUAUCGCGACUGAAACAAUAUUGA
Molecule: messenger RNA, 705 nt
Organism: Suillus fuscotomentosus
Lineage: Eukaryota; Fungi; Basidiomycota; Agaricomycetes; Boletales; Suillaceae
Exons: 11
Coding region: 1-705 (234 amino acids)
Source: RefSeq, a predicted model, not a curated record